AUCAGCGUAACCAUCACUUUCAUAUCGUUUAUCUGCUAUUCUACUAGCUAUUACUAGCUAAUCAACCUAACUUAUCAUCACCUUCCCCUCCAUAUAUCCAACUGAUACGUACAUUCUAAAUAGCAAUGCAUUUUGAUCCCAUAUAUAAGGUUAUACAUUUCCUAGCGUUGCUUCUGUUUUUUAGCCCCUUAGUUUUAGCUAAACGGUCGCUUUCAGCCACAUCGUUGGUGGAGUGUCUGGAUAACUCGGAGAUAUCACCCUCAUACUUUAACGUUACUUUUAACCCGGAUGACAGGUCCUUACGUUACUCCCUUGAUUUAUCGUCGGACAUUAGUUCCUACGUCACUGCCCAUCUUCAGGUUUAUGCAUAUGGGUUUCUAAUUAUAGAAAAGGACAUCGAUAUGUGUACUCUUGGUUGGAAACAGUUUUGUCCAGUUUACCCUGGUCCUUUGCAAGUGGAGUCUAUUGAAUAUAUAAGUGAAGACUAUGCCAAUCAAAUCCCCGGGAUUGCUUACCAAGUUCCUGACAUAGAUGCUGUCGUCAAGGUUUUGGUCAAGGACCGUGACACCCAAGAAACUUUAGCUUGUAUCCAAUCUUCCUUUUCCAAUGGUAAGACCAUUAGUCAAACCGGUGUCAAGUGGGCCACUGCUGUUGUCGCCGGGCUUGGAUUAUUGCUUGCUGCUUUAUUGUCGACUUUUGGUAAUUCCAAUGCAGCAUCUCACAUCUCUGCAAACUCUGUUUCGUUGUUUCUUUAUUUCCAAAGUGUCGUUGUGGUUUCUAUGCAAAGUGUUGAACGUGUUCCUCCAAUUGCCAGUGCUUGGUCGGAAAAUUUAGCCUGGUCCAUGGGAUUAAUUAGAGUUCAAUUUAUGCAAGAUAUCUUUAGAUGGUAUGUUCAAGCCACUGGUGGUACCCCAACCACUUAUUUCAAAGGUAUUAUCCAACAAAUUUUGGUGCAAAAGAGAAAUUUACAAGCUAUGGUUAUGGACGUCAUGACUAGAUCCAACCUUACUAAAAGAACCUUGGAUUUUGCCCUUAAAUCAAACAAGAACCUUAUUGUUCUUCGAGGAAUUAAGCGAAUUGGUUAUAACUCUGGUAUCGAACCAACCUCUAUUGUUGUCACUGGGUUUACCUUUUUCGUGCUUAUUGGAUACUUACUUGUGGUUGUGCUCGUUUUAGCCAAAUCAGUUAUUGUUUUACUUGGAAGAUUCAACAAGAUCAAUCCAAAAUCAUUUAGUAUGUUCAGAACUAAUUUCAACAACAUGAUUAAAGGUACUGUAUUGCGUUAUAUUGCCAUUGGAUUCACUCAAUUGACAUUGUUUGCCCUUUGGGAAUUUGUCCAACGAGACUCCCCAGCGGUGAUUGUUAUUGCUGUGUUAUUUAUUAUCUUAUUGGCUGCGGUAUUAUCUUGGUCAUACUAUAAUGUGAUUAGAUUAGGAAGAGAAUCACAACAAUUGUAUCAAAAUCCAGCCGCCUUGCUUUACGGGGACACCCAUAUUCUUCAAAAGUAUGGUUUCAGUUACACCAUGUUCACUGCCAAGAAGUAUUACUUUGGCGUUGUUCUUGCUGGCUACACCUUACUCAAGUCAAUUUUCAUUGCCUUCACCCAAUCCCUGGGUCGUGUUUCUGUGCUUCCAAUCUUUAUUUUCGAUCUUGCCUACACUAUUUACUUGAUUUACUCCGCACCAUACUUGAAUAAGCCAACCAACAUUGUCAACUAUAUGAUUUCCAUCGUGGUCACCAUAAAUUCAUUCUUGUUUUUAUUCUUUUCUGAUUUGUUUGGAUUGCAAGCCCUGGUUGCCUCAAUUAUGGGUUGGAUUUUCUUUAUUUUGAAUGCAGCAUUCAGUUUGAUUUUAUUGGUGUUGAUUGUGGUUUUCAUUGUCUUCUGUUUAGUGUCCAAGAACCCUGAUGCCAGAUUUGCUCCAGUUAAAGAUGACAGAUUCUCCUUCCAAAGAAAGCCUUCUAUGCACCGUACUGUCAGAUCGCCAAUCAUGACGGAAAAGAAUAACGUUGAAGGUGAAUUGGCUGCCUUGGGUGCAAUUGCCCAAGAUCACUCUGUUGAUUGGGAACUGGAAAUGUAUAAACUUAACAAUGUGGCUAAUGAUUCUGUCGAUGAGGAUAUUCUUACCGGUAGUUCUCAACCUGACUUGGAAGAAAAGGAGCGUGCACCACCAUCCAGAUUUGGAUCUCUUAAACAAAAAUUCAUGAACCGUGUCGGUAUGAAUAAAGAAGAAAUCAAACCUACAGAUGAAUCCAGUCCAAUUAGGGAAGAUGUUGAUUCUGAUAUUUUAAGCGCAUUACAAGGUCAUAAAAAGACCAUUUCUCAAGCAUCAUCUGACUAUUCCGAUCCUACCGAUGCAAAGAGAGUUGUGUGAUUUUUCGAUUGGGGUUUUCUUAUAUUAUUUUCGUUUUGUAUUAUUAGAUUGUUUAAGUUACGUUAUGACUUAUUUCUCGUUUAUAGAUGAAUUAAACGUUUGGUUUUUGAA
This is a messenger RNA of Spathaspora passalidarum NRRL Y-27907, 2483 nucleotides long. It is a transcript of the gene FLC1, whose product is annotated as putative flavin adenine dinucleotide transporter. Gene Ontology annotation, biological process: transmembrane transport; fungal-type cell wall biogenesis. The coding region runs from base 402 to 2372 and encodes 656 amino acids. The record is from RefSeq and is a predicted model, not a curated record. Lineage: Eukaryota; Fungi; Ascomycota; Pichiomycetes; Serinales; Debaryomycetaceae. The transcript has a single exon.